Messenger RNA from Rhizoctonia solani, 660 nucleotides. RefSeq lists its product as uncharacterized. The record is from RefSeq and is a predicted model, not a curated record. Bases 1 to 660 code for a protein of 219 amino acids. NCBI's taxonomy places the organism in Eukaryota, Fungi, Basidiomycota, Agaricomycetes, Cantharellales, Ceratobasidiaceae. The transcript has a single exon.
AUGGUUCUUAAGCACCAUCAUUGUUAUACUCCAAUAAUCUACGGAGACCCCAACUCACCAUAUCCUCGUGUUCAAGAUCACUAUCCAACCCCGCAUCCUAAUACCCAGCGACACACCCCUUUGCCCUCAAACUCAACCUCGCGAUUCUCCAGGCAGCCUUCACAGCGCUCAGAAAGGACCGUAUAUGCAAACACCCAUGUCCCACCCGAUCCAGCAUUUACCCAGUGGAAUGCCGCGGUCCCUGUGCCUCGAGGCCGACAUGCCUUUUACAGCCCGGGGCAAUCGAUCUCAAGCUUGAGCUCACGUUCACGAGACUUGCCCCCCACUCACGCUCAGACUCUGGCUGCACGUAGGCCUCAUGACCACCAGGAGGGAUCGCAGCAAAUGGGAUUCGGGAAGUCAAGGAAGCUCAGGGGGAUAAGCGCGGUUCGGAGCCAGCCUCGUGCCCGAGGUUUAUAUAACAACCCCCUCGAUGCACCUAGGCCGGUUGAGCUUUACACGCACCCUCUAGGACAGGUUCCUGAUAAUCUAUUUACUCGAGUCUCUACCUUUCCCCAGACCUACCAGCUACGCCCCUACGAGGACAGUCCACCGUUUGUCCCUCCCAAGUCCAGACUCCCGCACAAACUAGCUCGGGCUUGGAGAAGAAUUUGGAACUGA